UCAAGACGAGGGAGGGAGGGAGGGAUAGAGGGAGAGCGAUGGAGAACGGAAACCAUGGAAUCCCUGAGAAUGCCAACGAUCAUUGCCCGGGGCCGCAGUCGGACUCGGCGGGGAAGGCGGAUGCUUGCGCGGGAUGCCCUAAUCAGCAAAUCUGCGCUACGGCUCCAAAAGGCCCUGACCCUGACUUGGUUGCCAUAAUGGAGAGAAUGGCCACUGUUAAACACAAAAUUCUGGUUUUAUCUGGUAAGGGGGUUGGAAAGAGCACGUUCUCAGCCCAGCUUGCUUUUGCAUUGGCUGAUAUGGACUACCAGGCUGGCCUCCUUGACAUAGAUAUAUGUGGGCCGAGCAUCCCUAAGAUGUUGGGCCUUGAAGGGCAGGACAUCCACCAAAGCAACCUUGGUUGGUCCCCUAUAUACCUCGAAUCAAACCUUGGGGUCAUGUCUAUUGGGUUCAUGCUCCCCCACCCUGACGAGGCUGUCAUAUGGAGAGGUCCGCGCAAGAAUGGACUCAUAAAGCAGUUCCUGAAGGAUGUGCAUUGGGGAGAGCUGGACUAUCUCGUGGUGGAUGCUCCACCUGGGACAUCAGAUGAGCAUAUUUCAAUCAUGCAGUUUCUACAAGCCACAGGCAUAGAUGGUGCAAUAAUUGUAACCACUCCACAACAAGUGUCUUUGAUUGAUGUGCGUAAAGAGAUUAGUUUCUGUAAUAAGGUUGGCAUCCAGGUCUUGGGUGUUGUGGAAAACAUGAGCGGCUUGAGGCAGUCAAUCUCGGACCUCAAGUUUGCAAAGUUCAGUGAAGCUGGAGAUGAGAGCGAUGCGACGGAGUGGGCACUGAAUUAUAUUAAAACAAAUGCUCCAGAGCUACUCUCUGUGGUUGCUUGCAGUGAGGUGUUUGAUAGUAGUAGAGGUGGGGCUGCAAAGAUGUGCAUGGAAUUGGGUGUCCCAUUUCUUGGAAAGGUGCCAUUGGAUCCACAGCUUUGCAGGGCAGCUGAGGACGGCCGGUCAUGUUUUGCUGACCAGAAAUGCAGUGCAAGUGCACCUGCUCUAAGAAGAAUCAUCGAGAAACUGGUCGCAGCUUAGCUAUAGUUGAUACGAAAUUUUAAUAUUACAUGCUAAUAUGCAGCUUGCAUAGUUUGUGUUUAUAAAAAUCAAACACUGCAAUUCACUUCACGCCAUACACAAAGGUUUUGUACUUCACUAGUUGCUAUGCUUUGAUCUUUGUAUGGAAUGGAAGAAAUAUCACCAGAUUCUUGUCCA
Phoenix dactylifera (date palm) is the source of this 1253-nucleotide messenger RNA. Its product is annotated as cytosolic Fe-S cluster assembly factor NBP35-like. Lineage: Eukaryota; Viridiplantae; Streptophyta; Magnoliopsida; Arecales; Arecaceae. Gene Ontology annotation, cellular component: cytosol. Gene Ontology annotation, biological process: iron-sulfur cluster assembly. Gene Ontology annotation, molecular function: ATP binding; 4 iron, 4 sulfur cluster binding; ATP-dependent FeS chaperone activity. The record is from RefSeq and is a predicted model, not a curated record.